Cryphonectria parasitica EP155 is the source of this 1377-nucleotide messenger RNA. Its product is annotated as ATP-dependent RNA helicase DBP5. Gene Ontology annotation, molecular function: RNA binding; ATP binding; RNA helicase activity. Gene Ontology annotation, biological process: poly(A)+ mRNA export from nucleus. Gene Ontology annotation, cellular component: cytoplasmic stress granule; nucleus. The transcript has 3 exons. Lineage: Eukaryota; Fungi; Ascomycota; Sordariomycetes; Diaporthales; Cryphonectriaceae. The record is from RefSeq and is a predicted model, not a curated record. The coding region runs from base 1 to 1377 and encodes 458 amino acids.
AUGGCUGAACCUAAUGACUCGGGCCUGGCUGAGCCCUCCUUCGAUGUUCAGGUUACCCUUUCUGACCUAAUCGACACCGACAACCCCCUCGCUUCUGCAAAGGAGUUCAAGGAUCUCGACCUUGCUGAGGGCAUCUAUCAGGGUCUACUGGCCAUGAAUUUCAAGAAGCCCUCCAAGGUCCAGGAGAAGGCCCUGCCCCUCCUUCUGGCUAACCCUCCCCGCAACAUGAUUGCCCAGUCGCAAUCGGGUACAGGCAAGACCGCGGCGUUCGUUAUUGCUGUUCUGUCGCGUGUCGACUACACCAAGCCCACGCAGCCUCAGGCCCUCAUCCUCGCCCCUACCCGUGAGCUCGCCCGCCAGAUCCAGGGUGUCGUCAAGUCCAUAGGCCAGUUCCUCCCCGACCUGGUCGUCGAGGCGGCCAUCCCCGGCGGUAUCGACCGUGCUACGGGUGUCAGAGGUUCUGUCGUCGUCGGUACCCCGGGUACCGUCAUGGACGCGAUCAAGCGCCGCCAGUUCGACACCAGAGAGCUCAGGAUCCUCGUUGUCGACGAGGCCGACAACAUGCUGGACCAGUCAGGCCUCGGCGAUCAGGCCCUCAAAGUCAAAAACAUGCUCCCCAAAAACAUCCAGAUCCUCCUCUUCUCUGCCACCUUUCCCGACAAGGUGGGCGUGUACGCUCAGAAGUUUGCGCCUAAUGCCCAUUCUAUGAUGCUGCAGCGCCAGAACCUCACGGUCAAGGGCAUCUCCCAGAUGUACAUGGACUGUCCCAGCGAGCAUGACAAGUAUGACAUCCUCGUGAAGCUCUACAGCCUGAUGACCAUCGGCUCGUCUGUUAUCUUUGUCAAGACGCGCGAGUCCGCCAGCGUCAUCGAGCAGCGCAUGGUUAGCGACGGCCACCAGGUCUCUGCUCUGCACGGCGCUUUUGACGGCAACGACCGCGACCGUCUGCUGGAGGACUUCCGUGCCGGCCGGUCCAAGGUGCUCAUCACGACCAAUGUCAUGGCCCGUGGCAUCGACGUGUCCAGCGUCUCCAUGGUCAUCAACUACGAUAUCCCCAUGAAGGGCCCUCACGACGCCGAGCCCGAUCCGGAGACCUACCUGCACCGUAUCGGCCGCACGGGCCGGUUCGGUCGUGUCGGCGUGUCCAUCAGUUUCGUGUCAGACAAGAAGAGCUUCAGCGCCCUGGCCGCCAUCGCCGAGGAGUACAAGAUCGACCUUGUCCAGCUAACGCCUGACGACUGGGACCGCACCGAGCGCAAGAUCCAGGACGUCAUCAAGUCAACUCGCGCCGAGCCGGGAUACCGCCCCCAGGGCCUCCCAGCAGAAGACAGCACUCCCCAGCAGGAGGCUGCCCCUGUCCCCGCCGCAACGAAUUAG